UUUCUUUUUUUUUUAAAAAAAAAAAGAAAAAAAAAAUCCUUUUCACUUACUUUUUAGUUAAUCCUUUGAAGGAUUAAUAAAAAAAUCUUUUUUGAGCACAUAUAAAAUAUAUAACGUGUAAAAGUGUAAUAAUCAAUGUUUGCGUUCCAGAAAACCAAUCAAACACCAUCGCAAUUAUACAGCGACGAAGAAAGAGCGGAGAUUAAGUCAAUUGCUUCUUUUGAAUCAAAGUAUAGUAACAAAAGGAAUAUUUAUAAUGGUCAUCAAUAUAUAGCUAUAAGUCCAGAUGGUACUCAGAUAGUAACAUUAAAUACCACAACUUAUCAAUUAAAAUUAUGUCAAUCCGAUAAUAUAUCAAAAUUAAAUACUUUGAAUUAUGUUAGUCUUAAAAAUUUUGAUGCUCCUGCUGUAAUUUGGAGUUUAGCCGUAUCUAAUGAAAUUACUUUACCUGAUCGGACAACUGAUGUGUUAAUUGCCGUCUCUUGUUUUGAUGAUGAUGUUAAUAAUGCUGAUUCAACUAUUAAACAUACUUGGGUCAUUUCUUCUGCUAAACAAGUGAGAAUUUCUUCUUCAAUUAAUGAUAUGGGUGGUAUAAUUAAAUUCUUGUAUGAUGAAAGUUCGGUUUCUGAAAAGACAGAUUUGGUUCUUAUAAAUUCUUAUGGAAUUUCAAGAUUUUCUAUUCAUCAUGAUAAAAUCAAUUCUAUGAUAAAUGAAAAUUAUGUUCAUGGUUGGUUUAGUCUCUUCUCUGAUAAAUCCGUCGAAAAUUUUAAUUUACCAAGUAAAUUAUUAAAUAACGAAAUUUCUAGUUUUUCUAUUCAACAAAAUUUAUUAAAAGAUCGUUUUUUAGUAGAAAGUUAUAAAAAUAAAAUACAAACUGUUGAAAUGUAUAAUUUAAGAACAAGUUUAUUGGAAAAUACUUUUCAAAAAUCUGAAGAAAAUGCUGCUUCAUUUUUAGGAAGAGGUUAUUCUUGUUAUGCUAUAUCAAGGAAUGAAUCUUUAUUCGCUUAUUGUCGUGGUGCAAAUAGUAUUACCAUUUAUUUAAUGGAGAAUGUAACUUCUCAAUUCGUUAAUACUCCUACUAUUGUAGUUUGGGAUUUAUUUAGUUGUUCUGAUAAUUGUAUUAGAAGGAUAAAUGAUACUUUUUCGUUAUUUCCUAAAAAAUGUGAACAUCAUCAAAGGUUGGCUAGUUCUUCAGGAAAUCUUAUUACAAUUACGGAUGAUGGGAAAAUCACUUCUUUAUUACAAGAUUCUGAAAUAAUUAAAUUAUUAUAUCCUGAAAUUUAUAAUACAAGAAAUGCUAUUCAACUUAACAAUAAUAUUCAACUUGAUAAAAAGUCCAGUUCUCCCUCAUCAACUGUCGUAACAACUAAUACUACCACGAAUUAUCAUUCAAUUUACGAUUCUUAUGGAAAAUAUUUAGGUUCUAAAUUCGAAAAUAUAAUUAUUAGUAAUCCUGAACCUUGGAUAUUAAAUAAAAAUUAUGAACGUACCUCGGUUUAUCUUGAUGAUAAUAAAUCUAUUCAAUUAUUUAUUGGUGAAUCCACUGUUCAAGUGUGGCGUAAAAGAAAAAGUGGAGCGUCAACUACAAAAGCAUCUUCAUCAUCAUCUACGAAAGUUCUUGAAUAUAUUUGGACAAAUAAUUUUAAUAGACCAAUGCAAAUCCAAUCUUUGGAAGUUAGUCAUAAAGAAUUCUCUUUAACAUUAUAUAUUCCUUCCAUAAAUUCACUUUCCGAACCUGGAGAUACAGUUACACUUGAAUGGCCUGAAAAAGUUAAUCCCCCAGUACAUGCUUGUGAAGCAUUGGAAUUUUUUAAUAAGAAAAAAGGCCAACCUUUAGAUCCAAAAAGGCAAUAUCAAUUUGAUGAAUUGAUUCAACAAACUGAACGUAUCAUUAGAAAAUAUUUAACUAAAAGAUGUGGUUUAUGGAGGAUGUUAGAUAUACGUUAUGAUAUUAUGGCAAAUCUAAUUCGCGGUAAUUGUACAUAUAUUAUUAGAAAUAUUUUAUUUUCCAUAUCUGAUAGAAAAAAUAAUUAUUUACAUAUUCCAAGAUGUAAUUCUUGGGGUGGUCAACUCACGAAAGAUACUGAUCUUGAGAUCUCUAUCGCAUGUACAAAAGGUGGUUAUCGUAAAGAUACGAUUAUAGUUAAAUAUUUAUUAGAUUAUUAUUCUAAUAAUGCUUUAUAUUCUUCAAAUUGGAUGUUUACCGUUGCUAAAGCAAUUCCGAUCCUUUAUGAAUAUAAUUUAGAAUUUUACGUUGAAGAACUAUUUCAACAACGUUGUUUUGGUGCCAGUGAAGUUUACUUGGAUCAAUCUAAAAUUCGUGAUAAAGACAUGGAUAGAAGUAAUCAGAAAGAUGUUCAUGCGUUAAACCGUAAUUUCUUACAAAAAUCAAUCGUUAAAGGAAAACAAAGUGGAGAGAAAAUUAUUUCAGAUUUAGUGAGCAAAACAACUUCUGCCCCUAGUUCUUCACUUAUUAAUCAGGUUUACAUGGUACCUCUUCCCGAUUUUACCGUAUAUCCUGAGAAAUUUGAAGAUAAACGAGUAGAAUAUUGGAAGAUUCCUUUCAAACUUUUAAAAUUAUUAUUUUGGCCACGUGGUCAUGUGCUUAAAAAAAAGCAUCAGAUGAGUCCAUUCUUGAGAAUGAUAAGAGCAGACAACGGCGCAGAAAUUUAUGAUAAUCCAUCAAUGGCCGCAGUAAUUGACUUUAAAUGGAAUGCGGCAAGAAAUCAUUUCUUAAGACAUGCACUUAUAUACGUUGUAUUUGCAUUGCUUUUUGCAAUCUUAAACGGUGCAAUUAAAGGAAUAAAUUUUGAAAGUAAUUUGGGAGUUAAUAUAAUGCUCGUUUUAUUUUAUUGGUUGGGAUUUUAUUUAUUAAAUACUGAAAGAAUUCAAUUGAAAUUUGAGGGAUGGAGAAGAUAUUUUAGCUUUUAUAACUUUUUUGAUUUGUUUUCAGUCAUUUUUCCAUUAGUGAUAAAUAGUUUAGAUAUAUACUUUGGUACUAAAUUCCCAGAUCCAGAUGAAGAACCAGAAAAAUUUCAAGAGCAAUUUGUACAAAUUACAAGAGACUAUCGAUUAUUUAUUAUUUUUAAUUCAUUUGCAGUUUUAGUAAUGUGGUUGGAACUUUUUUUGUUGUUACGAUAUUUUGAAAGAUCUGGAGCUUACAUUUAUAUUUUGGUUAAUAUCUUUAAACAAAUUAUACCUUUCUUGAUUUUUAUUCUAGUGGUUGUCCUUGGAUUUGGUCAUGCUAUGUUCGUUUUACUUAAUGAUACUGCAAACAUAGACAUUAAACCUGAUGGUUCCUCUUUUACAAUCACACCUACUGAUUCUGAUUCAGAUCAACCAUUACCAUAUAAUGUGGAACAAUUUAUUAAUGUGGAUAGUAAAUCAGAUAAUUUUUACACAAAUUUUAUUAAAUCUGUUGAAUCGGUUUUCUUUUGGACUGGCGGUCGUUGGGAUCAAUUAGAACAAUGGGAGUUUUGGCCAGUAGAUGUUUAUUCUAUUAUUGGUAGUAUCCUUCUCGUUACAAUUUUACAGAAUAUGUUGAUUGCGAUCAUGACUGGUGCAUAUGAAGAUGCAAAAGAAAUUGGUAGACAUGCAGUAUUAGAAUAUCGAGCCGAAUUGAUCGAAGAUUAUGAAACGGUCGAAAAACCUCUUGGAAAUAAAAGAGGAAAUCCUCGUUAUAUAUAUUAUAUUGGAAAAUCAGAUUAUAUUGAAGAAUGGUUAAGAAAAUCUGAGAAAGCAAGAAAAAAUCAUGAGAAUUUCUUAUCAAAAGUUGAUGACAAAAAUCCUUGGGAUGAUGAUGAUGAUGACGACGAAGAAGAAGAUGAUGAUAAUGAAGGAGGAGGAUAUCAUUAUCAAGAUCUUUCUACUGAGACUGAUUCUACUGCAUCACCAAGAAAAGAACAAGAAAUUCCAUUAUCAUUAUAUUGGUUUGUUGAUGAAAAUGAUAAUAAGGAGAAAUUAUCAAAAUCAAAAUCUUCAAAUAUUUCAUCUAAAUCAACUAAUAUUAUUCAAAAUGAUGGUGAUGGUGAUGAAACAAGAUUAUUGAAAGAAAAAAUUACAUCCAUGGAAAAAGAAUUUUCUGGAAAAUUGAAUUCUAUGGAAGAAACUAUCAAAAAUUUAAUCAAUAUAAUACAGAAUCAAAAAUAA
Molecule: messenger RNA, 4149 nt
Organism: Rhizophagus irregularis DAOM 181602=DAOM 197198
Lineage: Eukaryota; Fungi; Glomeromycota; Glomeromycetes; Glomerales; Glomeraceae
Source: RefSeq, a predicted model, not a curated record